GCUUCGUCGCUCCGGACGCUCCCGGACGGCGGGCGGCAGCGAGGGUGACCACCAUGAUCCCCUGGGUGCUCCUGGCCUGUGCACUCCCUUGUGCGGCCGACCCUCUGCUGGGUGCCUUCGCCCACAAGGAUUCCCAGAAGGGCUCCCCUCAACUUGUCUGCAGCCUACCUGGCCCCCAGGGCCCACCCGGCCCCCCAGGAGUCCCAGGGCCCUCCGGAAUGGUGGGAAGGAUGGGCUUUCCUGGCAAAGAUGGCCAGGACGGCCAGGAUGGGGACCGGGGGGACAGCGGAGAGGAAGGUCCACCUGGCCGGACAGGAAACCGGGGAAAGCCAGGACCAAAGGGCAAAGCUGGGGCCAUUGGGCAGGCUGGCCCUCGAGGUCCCAAAGGUGUGAGUGGUGCCCCAGGGAAGCACGGCAUACCGGGCAAGAAGGGGCCCAAGGGCAAGAAGGGGGAGCCGGGCCUGCCCGGCCCCUGCAGCUGUGGCAGUGGCCAGGCCAAGUCAGCCUUCUCGGUGGCGGUGACCAAGAGCUACCCACGGGAACGGCUGCCCAUCAAGUUCGACAAGAUCCUGAUGAACGAGGGCGGUCACUACAACGCAUCCAGCGGCAAGUUCGUCUGCAGCGUGCCCGGGAUCUACUACUUCACCUACGACAUCACGCUGGCCAACAAGCACCUGGCCAUCGGCCUGGUGCACAAUGGCCAGUACCGCAUCCGGACCUUCGACGCCAACACGGGCAACCACGACGUGGCCUCGGGCUCCACCAUCCUGGCUCUCAAGCAGGGCGAUGAGGUCUGGCUGCAGAUCUUCUACUCCGAGCAGAAUGGGCUCUUCUACGACCCUUACUGGACCGACAGCCUCUUCACGGGCUUUCUCAUCUACGCCGACCAGAACGACCCCAACGAGGUGUAGACAGGCUGGCACUGGGUCUCCAGGGACAGGCCACGCUCCUGGACUUGUGCUUACAGAGCAAGACCCCUAAACUGUCCGCUGGGGCUGGGAGUCGGGGGCCUUUGGACUCAGGCUCACCUCCUCUGCCCCCGUUUCUCCAUCAUUAAAUCCAAGCUUUUUAUUC
Molecule: messenger RNA, 1074 nt
Organism: Molossus molossus (Pallas's mastiff bat)
Lineage: Eukaryota; Metazoa; Chordata; Mammalia; Chiroptera; Molossidae
Gene: C1QTNF2
Product: C1q and TNF related 2
Exons: 3
Coding region: 54-911 (285 amino acids)
Molecular function (GO): protein binding
Source: RefSeq, a predicted model, not a curated record